UUUCACAACUUUGUUUUAUUACUACACGCCGUUUUGUAUCCACUGACAACAUAAAAUCAAUACGAAUUUUACUGUUGAUAAUUUAGGAGUUUUUCGUCCAUUUUCACAGUAAAACAGCAAGAUGCCAGCCAAGAAGAAGAAGUCUGGGAAGAUGUCCAAGAUGACAGAGGAGGAGAGAUUGGCAUAUGAGGAACAAAAACGUCUUGCUGAAGAAGAAAUGAGAAAAAAGAAAGAAGACAUGCUUACACAGUUCUUAAAGGAUAAACUAACUAAAGAAGAGCGUGCCACAAGAUUCAACUUAAACAAACUCAACCAUCAAUGGCGUAACAUCAUGAGAGAAGCGAAGUCGAAAGAGCUGAAAAAAGACAUUGAGAUUCUUAGUCAGACAUUUGAGCGUGUUGUAGACAGAAAGGAUGCGGUAAUUAAAUCCCUCGCCAAAGAUCUUAUGGAGGCAGAGGAGCAAUAUGCUAUGGCCUUGAGAAGUCAUCUACAAAAUAUUGAUAACCUUAUAGAUUUACAAAAGUCCAGAUUAGAUAAGUUAAAGAGCGAGUAUGAAGAUGAACUUGAGAUAAUAAAGGAAGAGUUUGAUACAGAGAGGGCAAUCAUGGUUGACCAACAUAACACAGAGAUGAAUGAUAUAGCUGACAUACUGUUUGCUAUGGAACAAAACUUCCAGGAGAGAGAAGCUGAGGCUAAAGGAGAAUUCCAGAGCAUGAGAGAUGAAAUCAAGAAUAAGAAUCUAGAGGAGAAGCAUGCACUUCGUGUACAGUUAGAACAAAAAGUUGACAACUUGUGGAUGCAAUUCAGAGAUGCCUUACAGAACUAUAAUAUGACCACAGAGGAGAGAAAAACUGCAUUUGAAGCUCUAAAAGUGAAGGAUGAAAGAAGUGCAAAAGAAAUAGAAUCACAGAUGAGAAAAUUGCAGAGAAUAUCAGAUCAGAUAGCAGCAUUGAAAUCUAAGAUGGCUACAAAUGCAAAAGAAUGUGAGGAGAGAAACAAGAUGUUGAAAGAGGAACGUGAAAAGAUGUUGAAACAUUUCCAGGAACUUAAAGCACAGAUGAACAAAGUACGAGAAGCUGAAAGAGACAAACUUACUAAAGUAACACUGGAAAGUAACUCUGCUAUCAAAGAAGUUAAGAGACAAAAUGAUAAAGUUGAGCAGAUAUUGAAGGUGGCAGAAAUGUGUCGUAAGCUGGAGACAGAAGAAGAGAAAGUUCUGCCAUUCUACGCCUCGUCUCUUACUAAAGAUGAGCAGGAAGAUGUUGAUGUAGCUGUCAUGGAAGUCCCAUCUGAACCACUAGCAAAUGCAAUGCAUGAAUACACGAGCCUAGAAAACUUCUGGAAACGUCACAACAAAGUUCUUCUAGAUAAGUUAGCACUAGACAAAGAGAAGCAAACAUUGAUGGGAGAGAACCAGCAGUUACGUACCUUGUUGAAACAAUAUUUGGAUGGUAUUUCUGUCAAUGAUGAAAUCAUCAGCCAAGUGAACCCAUUGUUUAUCGUCAACAACAAAACAAAUGUCAAGUUAAAUGUACCAGUUCAUGACCCCAGAAUACGUCGACCAGCCGCUCAGACUGUUGUAGAAGCAGCACAUGUGAUCAGACACACAAUGCCUUCAUAAAACACCAUCCUGAACUCUUUUAUAUGAACUUUGUCUACUAUGUUAGUAUGUUAACAAACUGUGUUUGUUACAAUUGUGUAAAAAAAAACUGUGAUAAUUAUGGAAGUUUUCAUUUUAUUAUGUAAUGUAUGUUUAAUUUUGUUGUCAACAAUAAUCUUCAGAGCAUUUAGUUUUAAGAUUCCUCUGUUUCAAAAUACACCCCUUAUAUGAAACAUGAUUGUGCAGGGAAAAUAUUGAAAAACACAGACCUUAUUUGUCUUCGAGAGACUUCACUUUCAAUAUACAUUAAUAAGUGAUAUUAUAUACUAAACAAAAACUAUUUAUAUUUGUUACUGAAUUGUUGAUGUAUUUUUAUUUCAGUGUAAGAUGAAAAUAAACUUAUAAAAGAUAAA
Molecule: messenger RNA, 2013 nt
Organism: Ruditapes philippinarum (Manila clam)
Lineage: Eukaryota; Metazoa; Mollusca; Bivalvia; Venerida; Veneridae
Product: dynein regulatory complex subunit 2-like
Exons: 10
Coding region: 122-1621 (499 amino acids)
Biological process (GO): regulation of cilium movement; cilium-dependent cell motility; axonemal dynein complex assembly
Cellular component (GO): axoneme; axonemal dynein complex
Source: RefSeq, a predicted model, not a curated record